Messenger RNA from Paramecium tetraurelia, 745 nucleotides. RefSeq lists its product as uncharacterized. NCBI's taxonomy places the organism in Eukaryota, Ciliophora, Oligohymenophorea, Peniculida, Parameciidae. Gene Ontology annotation, molecular function: DNA binding; alkylbase DNA N-glycosylase activity. The transcript is spliced from 2 exons. Gene Ontology annotation, biological process: base-excision repair. The record is from RefSeq and is a predicted model, not a curated record.
AUGAAAUAAAAAGAAAUUAAACAGAAAGACAAUUUGGAUUAGUAAGAAAAGCCUGUGGCCAAGAAAAUUAAAAAAAACGAAGCCAAUCCAGCUGAGGAAUACGAAGUGGUCGAAACAAUGCUGACUGCAGAUUUCUACAAGGCUGGUGUAGUUGAAUUAGCCCAGAAAUUGAUUGGCAAGAUAAUAGUCAGACAAUUGCCAUAAGGGGAGGUCAGAGCAAUAAUAGUGGAGACAGAAGCCUAUAAAGCUCCUGAGGACAAGGCAUGUCAUGCUUACAACAACAAAAAAACAGACAGGACAAAAUACUUUUGGCAAGAUGGAGGUCAUUUGUAUGUCUAUUCGAUAUACGGAAAUAAUUACUGUUUAAAUAUUACGGCAGCAACCAAGGAUGAUCCAGAGGCUGUAUUGAUAAGGGCAGUUUAACCCUUAAGUUUUGAUAUCAUAAAGGAGAUACGCAAGACUAAGUCGACGAAGGUGCAGGAUCUUUCGAAUGGCCCUGGGAAAUGCGGAGGGUGUUUGCUCUUGGAUAAGUCUCAUAAUGGGUUGAAUUUGUGCGAUCAGAAAAGUGGGAUGUAUUUGAUAGACAAUAAGAAAUAAUACGAGAUUGGUGUUUCAGCCAGGAUCAAUAUUGAUUAUGCAGAGGAAUGGAAGGAUAAGCCUUGGAGAUUUUACGUUAAAAACAAUAGUUUUGUGUCCAAGGGUUGAGUGAUUAUGUUGUAAUGUUUAAUCAUAAUGCAAUUUGUGU